UUCUAACGAACGCUAGGAUUGGCUGCUGUGGAGCUGUCUGCAAAAGGCGGCAUCAGGCAAAAACCGCACUCUUGGCGCCCUGGGACCGGCCGCCGCCGCCGCUCUGCCUUUUUGUGAUGGAAGCAUCCUUGAACGCUUAUCAAGAUGAACAACCUCCUUUGCAGGCUGAAAAUUUCUGUAGGAAACAUGAAAAGAACAGCAAGUUGUCAGGAGUAAAAAUAGAUAUUGAAAAACUUUAUGAAGCAGUGCCACAGCUUGUAAAUGUGUUCAAAAUUAAGGAAAAAAUUGGAGAAGGUACUUUUAGUUCAGUUUAUUUGGCCACAGCCCAGCUACAAGCAGGAUGUGAGGAAAAAAUGGCACUGAAACACCUAAUUCCAACUAGUCAUCCUCUACGAAUUGCUGCUGAACUUCAGUGCCUUACAAUAGCAGGGGGGCAGGAUAACGUUAUGGGAGUUAAAUAUUGCUUUAGAAAAAAUGAUCAUGUAGUUAUCGUUAUGCCAUAUCUGGAACAUGAAUCCUUUUUGGACGUUUUGAACUCUCUCUCUUUUGAAGAAGUACGAGAAUAUAUGUUUAAUCUGUUUAAAGCCUUGAGGCGCAUUCAUCACUUCGGUAUUGUUCACCGUGAUGUCAAGCCCAGUAACUUCCUGUACAACAGGCGGCUGAAAGAGUAUGCCCUAGUAGAUUUUGGUUUGGCACAAGGAACCCCCGAUACGAAAAUAGAACUACUCAGAGUUGUCCAGUCUGAAAGCCAACAGGAGGGGUCUGCGCACCAUUCUGUCCAACGCUCUGUCUUUGGAGAGAGAAAUUUUAAUAUCCAUAGCUCCACAUACCAGGAGAGCCCCACAAUAAAACUCAUAAAGCAAUCAAAGGUGAUGGAUGUUGCAUCUAGAAAAUUAGCAACAAAGAAGAAGAUUAUUUCUACAAAAGCAGCGAUCAAUGGUAUAGCCAGGAAAGCUGCCAACAGUUGCCCAGCUAUCGUGACCUGUGACUGUUAUGCAACAGAUAGAGUUUGCAGUGUUUGCCUUUCAAGACGUCAGCAAGUUGCUCCUAGGGCAGGUACAUCAGGAUUCAGAGCACCAGAGGUGUUAACUAAGUGCCCUACUCAGACUACAGCAAUUGAUAUGUGGUCUGCAGGAAUCAUAUUCCUUUCUUUGCUCAGUGGACGGUAUCCAUUUUACAAAGCAAGUGAUGAUUUAACUGCUUUGGCACAAAUCAUGACUAUUCGUGGAUCCAGAGAAACUAUUCAGGCGGCUAAAACGUUUGGCAAAUCAAUACUGUGUACUAAAGAGGUCCCAGCACAGGAUUUAAGAACACUCUGUGAAAGACUGAGAGGAACAAAUAGCAGGUGUACUAAAACAACAAGUGAUGUGCACACCAACUCUUUUUAUGAACCUGCUUUGGCAAUUGACACAGACAAAAAGGUAGAGUUUGCUCCCCAACCACCGAGGGAAAAAAUCCAGUGUCUGAAGAACUGUCAUGAAGGUAACAAUGGCUUGGAAAUUAAGAUAACAGAAAAGGCAACUGAUUUGAAAGGAUGGGACAGAGUUCCUGAUGAGGCUUAUGAUCUACUUGAUAAGCUACUGGAUCUAAACCCGGCAACAAGAAUAACUGCAAAAGAGGCUUUGCUGCAUCAUUUUUUUAAAGAUAUCAGACAGUGAGAAGACACCUGAUUCCAUUAUUUCCUUGAUCUUUGCUUCACAUGAAAAUAUCAUACAGUAUUAAUUGAAUUUCAGAUGCUCACUUUGAGUUUAUCUUCGUGGCAUGUAGUGAUCUGCUUUUCUUGUACUGUGUGGAAGAGGUUUCUGAAAAAUUACCAGAAAUGUUUCUGGUGGAGGAAGGUUGGCGUCAUGGAUUGGAAGUAGAAUAUGGAGCAUUUCACCUUUUUAAAAAUCACAAUUUCAAGUCCAUUUCUUGUUACUAGCGCUAGAAACACCUUCUGAUGGCUGUUCAGUGGCCUAUGUGAAGUGAAUUUAUGGUUGUAGUCCAACUGUGGAAGACAAGUGUUCACAUUACUAAAACCCUUCCUUGCUGACACAGAUACCAAAUACUGAAUAAGCAAGACAAGUGACAUACUUCCUUCCUUCCCCCACCCACCCUCAGGUUAUUGCUGAAGCUCAUUGCUGAGGUGUGGGAAAAGUAGCUGUCUGUGCUGUACCUGUUCUAUGAGGAAAAGAAGGAGUUGGUCUAAGGCUGUCAAGUCAACUUAGUGCUUGUGAAAUUUAUUAUUUGUUUUAAAUCUUCUAGUAAAACUUAAUACAUUUGUGUAUUAUAUUUUAUAGGAAAGAUUUUAAGUGUGAUUAUAAUAUGAGGAAAUGUUGUGUGACUUUUGGUUAACAUAACAUGUCCACGUGCAUACAGCUCUUUCUCCUUGUGAUCCACUUACUUUCCAGCUCGUUGUACAUUUUGUAUUGGACAGCCUAGCUACAUUGCCACUGGCCACAAAUGGUCUAUCCAAGUCAUCCCUAGAGAAUACUUUAUUUAUUAAAAAAAAAAAAAAAACCCCCACAAAAAAACCCCUGCUAAUCUAGGGGUCAGGUAUUGUUUUGACUGUGUAACCUCCAUAAAGGCAAGUGUUCCAAGAAGUAUACCUUCCCCCUCCGCCCCCACUUGGGCAGUGGCGAUUAGCACGAUUGCUCUACUGUGCACAACUUGUACUUUCUCAACUAACGUAACAUGGGUAACUGUCAAUGCACACCACACUGAGUAGCUCAUGUGGCAUGUAUGCAUAUCAGUAUAACUGUUUUGGAAACUUAUAUUUUCACAAACUGUCCAUUAAAUAAAAGUUUUGCUUUUAUAACUUGGGGAAGAUUGUUUAGUGGUAAUAGUUUAAAACUGCCAAAAGAUUGGUAAGGAAGGGACAUCCUGAGGGAUAUCUCUGUGCAGAAAAUUAUAUAUUAAAAUGCAGAUUUUUGUUUUCCUGCAUAAAUCCCUCAGUGAUGGAAAACAGUUCAAUGGGCUUCACCAUAUAGGGCUGCUAUAUUCAGGGGUUUGUUAGUGUUUAAUCUUGAGCAAGUUUUUCAACAGAGUUAAAAGGAGCUAUUAUGUUGCCUGUAAUAUGCUCCAGCCUGAAAUUUGCCCUAAACCAUCUCAGCCUAAAAGCAAGUCUUUAAUUAUUUCAAAUUUGCUAAACCACAAUUUUACUGAUUUCUGUGUAAAUGUUACCUUGUUUUAAAGUUGGAUUAAUUUUAGAUAUUAAAACUGUUUAAUUUGAUGUAACAUAGGCAGUAGAUUUUAUAAAUCUUAUCUCCUUUCUCAAUGUUACUCUGUAUUCAUGAACAGUAGUGGAAAUUUUUGUUUUCAUGCAGUUAAAAAUGAAUCAAGAUGGAGGCAAAAAUGAAUCAAUGUUGCAUUUGUGGAAUGAUUAAACACGGAAGCCAAGUUCAGAGGAGUGAAUCACCAAAGCCAUUUAUUAGUUUAGUUAUGCAAGUGCACACCUAUCAAACUCACAAGGAGAUAAGUGGGGAAAUAUUUAUGGUAUGCUUCUCUUACUUUCCAUUGAUCCUUGGGGAUCCAGGCUUGGGUAAGGCGAUCAAAGCCUGGGCUGAAAGUGGACAGUUUUGUGGGAGAAGACUGAAGAACAAGUUAUGUGCAAUUCCGGUAUACUAGCAGAUUGAGCUGUUAGACCCAUUGUUGACAACGCUUGAGGCUGUCAUCUGGCACUGAGAAGGGUUUAGCCUGUUACAGGGAGAGGGAGAGAAUAAAAUUUUCCAGAACUUUUAAGAAAUAAGUCUCAAGCAUGCUUUGUGGAAUUGUAUUGAAAAGUUUUGCCCCAUUUAUGGUAAAAGAAACUUGAUAGGGUAGGGGUGACCCCACUGUUGACAACCAUUAUUAAAUGGGGUUUAUAGCCUUGCUCUAGUAGUAGCAGCAGCAUUGUUGUAACCUUUUGGGGCCUCAGUCAUGGAGCAGGGCUGUGUUGCUAUUCACUGUACAAACACCUAACAAAGAGAUGCCCCUUGCCACCAAUGAAAAAAUCAUAGUGAGGAAAUAUUCUCUGCACGCAUCCAGGCCUAUGGAAAGGUUUUGUGCAGAAGAGGAAAAGGUUUCAUACCUCCACCUGACACGUGUCUACAGCUUAUCUUCUCUAUGGCUACAAUGUUAUGUAAGUUGAGCGAGAACUAUUUCCCAAAGUGAUGCAAAUUUAGCACUCUGCAUUGCAUUUUGGCUAUAUCACAGUUGUGGAUACACAGGGUUUCUCUCAUGAACACAUACAGUUUCUGUUAUAAAUUAAGGGUCUGACUCUGCAAAAACUUAUAACCAAGCAUAGUUCUGACUAUCAUGAGUUGGCCCACUGAAGUUAUAGUAAUACCAGGCAUAAUACUUACUAAGUGCUGGCAGGAUUGGGGCCUAAGCAACAACUGUCCCUUGAAUUCUGAAGAAAUGUGGGGUUUGUAUUUAAAAUGGUUAGAGCAAAACCAUUAAAUUAAUGUCACAGAACUUGCAAUAUUUUCAUUAUGCAAAGUGAAGUUGCUC
Mauremys mutica (yellowpond turtle) is the source of this 4470-nucleotide messenger RNA. RefSeq names its product cell division cycle 7 (gene CDC7). Gene Ontology annotation, molecular function: ATP binding; protein serine/threonine kinase activity. Gene Ontology annotation, biological process: protein phosphorylation; mitotic DNA damage checkpoint signaling. The record is from RefSeq and is a predicted model, not a curated record. The transcript is spliced from 12 exons. Gene Ontology annotation, cellular component: nucleus. Bases 117 to 1658 code for a protein of 513 amino acids. Lineage: Eukaryota; Metazoa; Chordata; Testudines; Geoemydidae.